AGGCACGGGAUUGGUCCGGAGGUGAUUUUCGUCAGCGAAGUCACUUUAUGUAAUUAUCAUUCAACAGCGCUUGUAUAAAAGAGGAAACAUGUUUUAAGAGCAGGCAGUAGAUUUUGGUUUAAACUGUCUGCAGAAAUGCCAACAUCUCCUGUGAAAACCCGGAUCCCCCUCACCAGCUUCGGGCAUCUCAUCACAGAGGUGAAGAAGCAGCUGUUUGGCAUCGAAGGACCCUCAUCUGUGCAUCUGACCGGUUGGAGGAAAUACUUCAAUAGCUACACACUGCAGGGCCGCAGAAAUUGUGUCUUGGCUACUUAUGGGGUUCUGGUUCUGACCGCUGCAGCUCACCUGAUGCACAGACAAAACAAAGAUGGAAGGCAGAUGUCUGCUUCCACGCACUGAAGCUCUGGUUCACUUAUUGUUAUUCUGUGAAGGAAAUGAGAUUCUGGAAGCUCUGUGCUGUUUACUGAGUGUUUUAUCAUGUCAAUAAAAGUUACACUCAUGCUUCUCUGGUUAUUGAAUUAUUGCAUUCAGGUUGAGCAGAACAAGAUUUAACUGUUUGCUUUCGUCAUUAUUUUCUCACAAGAUGCUCAUGUCCUGUGAUGAGUCUGGACUGGUUGUGUUUUCUCAGGCCAAUCACCAACCCUCCCUCUGAAAGGGUUUUGGAACAUUGUUGCAUAAAUAUGAGAUGUUGAGCAAAAAAGAAAGUGAUAGUAAGUUUGCUUUUUACUGAAGCUCAAUUUAUUCAUUUGCAGACUUGCAAGAACUAAUUAUUCCUAAAGUUUUAUGAAUUGUUAUGUGUGUGUUGUGACCUUUUUUAUUAUGAACAUAGUGCAACAUUUUGGUCAAGUCACUGGUCACUGACAUGAUGUGCAGGAAGUGAGAACAAUCACUGGCCUCAGAGUGAUUCUCAGGAGGAACUCGGCUACAAACUCAUUUCAAAAAAGAAGUGGGAACAGAAAGCAGUCACAUAUUUUAAACCACAGCCUUUAGUGUUUAUUUCACUUUUUUACAAAUAUUUUGACCUUGUUUACCUUCCAUUGGGUCAAAUGUUUAUACCCUGGGAAAAUCAGAACUGAAAACCCUAAAGGAAUUGUAAAAAACUCCAUUUAUUUUUGAGAAUUUCCUGCAGUCAAGUUGCUGCUACAAUGGCUUUGACUCACCAAGCUUGAUUUGAUUUUAUGUUUAAAAAAUGUGCAUUUCUAAACCAUAGAACCGUUUCCACGCACACAUAUAUGAAUACGGCUGCUGGAAGAUCACGUGAUUUAUAAGAAUCAGUCGCCGAGAAAGAGAAAGUGAAAGCAGCUGCUGCUGCAACACCUGAUGCCCUUCAUGACUCCGCCUUCAGAAACAUAGUAACCGAAAGGACAAGAUUUCAGUUGAAACUUCUCUACGCUCCGCUUGCAGCUGCCCAGAACUCACUGCUGUCAAUCACCUAUGUUUCACUGGAAGAUCACAGAAUACAUUCAUGCUCUGCCCUCCUAUCAGAACUUUGUGUUGAGCCCAGUUCACACUGAAGCUCCAUGGAGCCUCAGAGAGGACCUGGCUGCCGAUGAGCGAGUGGGAGAGAACCUAUGAUGGAGAGCCUGCUUGUGAAAACAGACGAAACCGGUGCAGUGGGCGGUCAGGAAGAGGAUUUUCCAUUCUAGGAUGGUCAGAGACAGCCUGGACAGAACGUCUGAUCAGAACCAAAAACCGGAGCCAGCAGCUGAGCCACAGAGUCCGAGACAGAACCCAGAGGAGUCCGAUCGACCCGAACCGACAGCAGAAAAACUUAACACAGAAAACAAGGACCCUGCAGGAUCAAAGCUAGACUUUCUGCUCUGGUGCAAGCUCAAAUUGGAGGAGGAGCCUGAGUCCUGGAGGCUGCCAGAGACUGGAGAAGAUGCUGACAGCUUGCCCACACACAUCCGUCCAUUCACCAGCUUUGCAGAGUAUCGUCUGGUCAAACUCACCUACCUACAGCUACAGGAAAGCGGUUUCUACUGGGGGCCCAUGACCAUGGAGGAAGCACACCAAAGACUCACUCACGCAGCUCUGGGAACUUUCCUUCUCAGGGACAGUGGCCAGCCCCAUGUUUUCUUCACUCUCAGCUACCAAAGCGAAGACGGCCCCACCAGCGUCCGUGUCCAGCUGAACAACCUGCUCUUCAGCCUGCAUGGCAGCCAAAAAACUUUCCCUUCGCUGUUCGCUCUGCUCGCCUUCUACACCAGCUCCCCCUGUAGGCUGACUGAGCCCUACCGCAGGCAGCGGCCUGAGCGCCUAAACCAGAUGUGCAGGAGAGCUCUGGUACGAACCUACGGUGCCGAAAGUAUAUGCACCUCACCUGGACUCAGCCCUGAUGUUAAGGCUUACGUCAGUGCGUACCCGUACUGUACAUAGACAAACCUGUGGAUGCCUUUUACUGCAUUUAAAUGUCAUUUAUUAAGUUAAAAACUGUGUAUUUGUUGUUUUUGUAUUUUGCUGGAGACAAUUUGGUACCACAUGUAAUGAGAAAACAGAUUGAAAGUGUUUUAUUCAUGACUUACAACAUUAUUGUAUGCUUGACAGUUCAAUCAUCUCCAUUUAAUCAGACUGUUCUUGUUAGUAAAAUUUAAAGGAAGUCAAAACAAGGCAGACAAAUCAUUUCAGACAUUUUUUACCUUUAAUAUGACAUCUAUCCUGUGCUUCACCAGAAGAAGAGAAAACCUCUGGCUAAGUCCAAACCUGAGUCUGAUUUACCCCUCAGAAGCCAACAAAUUUGGAGUUUCAUUUUCACAGCAGAACUUCACAGGUUAAAGGUCAUAUGGUGGAGAAGGUUGUCAAAUUGUUUAUAUUGUUCUCAUCGUUUUUGCAUCAUAAAAUCCAGACAUUUUAACAUGGAUGUGAAUCUUUAGCUGCGCUGUUUUGAAAUCCUGAGGCAAAUGAGUAAACUUUUAAUACAAGAUGUUUCAGGUAGCAUCCUGCCUAAAACGUCUUCAGGCAACAUGUUGCAAAACUGUACCUCAUCUUGCUAUUAUGUGGAGAAACUGAGACAUGCCAUUGCUGCAAGUGUCUUUAUAGUUAAUAACAUUUGAUCUGUGAACAAUAACGUCAUCUGUGGUAUGCUUUGUAUUUUAUUUCAGGAAAACAAGAACAUAAUUUUCAAAGCAUCUCAUGGUGAAUUACAUAAUUGCCAUGAGUAAGCGACAUGUUACAAAUUAAGAAAUGAAUAUCUUUUCUGUCUCAUGCAGCGUUUUCAUUCCGUCUCAUACAGAAUGGACAGAAAAAUGCUUCUCUCCAUUUUUGUGGACAUGAAUGCCUCAUUUGAAUUAAGGCAUUUUCAAAAACAUUACUUUGUUUUUUGGCCGUUUUAUUUUUCUGUUUUGAUCUGUUUAUCUUUCAGUGUUGAAUUUUGUUCCAGUCUGCAUUUGUUUUGUAUGUUAUCUUAUGCACAAAUCAAACAGUUAUGCACUGAACCCAAAGAUUGCACUUUGGUUGUUCUAGUUGGAGACAUUAGAUUUAGUUUUACUAAUGUGUGCAAUUUUAAAACUAAUUCAAAACUUGAA
Messenger RNA from Poecilia reticulata (guppy), 3524 nucleotides. Lineage: Eukaryota; Metazoa; Chordata; Actinopteri; Cyprinodontiformes; Poeciliidae. The record is from RefSeq and is a predicted model, not a curated record.